AACAUUCACAAUCCAGUGUGCAAGUCCAGAGUCCAGCUACUACACAUGUGACCAUAUGAAUACAUUUCUCUGCUUUUUAACAUGGAACAGAUCACCAACCAUCUCGUCAGGUACAAAAACUACAACUUUGGCAUUGGACUCACAACUGCAGAGCACAUUGAUUCACUCCAGAGCUUUGAAAUUCGAGAUGAUGACAUAUUCCUUGUCACUUAUCCAAAGUCAGGAACUAUAUGGACUCAGCAGAUCAUCAUCUCCAUCUGUGAGUUAGACGGAGGUCUAAAUGAAUAUCCAAACAACUGGGAGCAGAUGCCGUGGCUUGAGUACCCAGAGGGUCGAGAUUACUAUCUGCGACCGUCUCCACGGCUCUUCGCCUCUCACCUCACCCCGACUCUCCUGCCUCUGGGACUGAAGGACAAGAAGGCAAAGAUUAUCUAUGUGAUGCGGAAUCCAAAGGACAACAUUGUGUCCUAUUACCACUUCAGUGCUGCCAUCAAGGACCUGGAGACGCCCAAGAGUUUUGAGCACUUUUUUGAGGACUAUAUGACAGGCAAUGUUAACUCCUCAUCCUGGUUUGACCACAUCAGGGAGUGGCAUUCAAAGAGAGACCAGUACAACGUCCUCUUCCUGACCUAUGAGGACAUGAUUUUGGACCUGAAGACAGCGGUAACUAAGAUAUGCACUUUUUUAGGGAAAAACCUGAGUGAAGCAGCCAUUGAGCAAGUUGUGGAAAAGUCUACAUUCAAGACCAUGAAGAAAGACUCGAAAGCAAACUACAAGUUUCUGCCAGAAACGAGGCUGAGGGGAGACUUCAUGCGCAAAGGUAAGAUCGGUGACUGGAAGAACACCUUAACUGCAGCUCAGAGUGAAAGAGUCGAUCAACUUCUUCAGGAGAGACUAGGUGAUUUGUCUCUGAAGUUCAACUGGGAAUAAGCAGAGCAACCAGUAGCUGCUAAUGUGUAAACUGCAUCACAAAAAGCUCCAUUUAAAUGCUUUCUGACUCAUGUUUGGACAGACAGACAGACACACCAGGAAAAAAUGAACACAAGAGCAGAAAACACUAACUCAGUUGGCCAAUCUGUCGUCUUUAUUGAAUGUCAAAAGGAAUUAAAUUGUGUUUCUUUAUGUAUGGUGAAGGCCCUUUGGUCACUGGAGCCGAUUCCACACUUCAAUUCUCUUCAUCUAGAAAGAGGAAAGAAAACAAGAUUCACAUCAAACAAGAUAUCAGUCAAGUGUGACAUGUAAACCCAGAAAAUCUCCUCUUACAUCAGUAAUGUAGCUGCUGACACAUUGCAUGUUGUAAUAACACAAUUUUCAUAAUGUCGCCAUUUUACUGCAUUUGACAUCUCCCAGCUCUAAUGUGAAUAGUAGUUUAAUGUAAUUGAUGGAAAAUCUGUUUGCCAUCUUUAAAAACAUGUUCAACCGUUUUUAAUUUAUCUCAAACUGUAAAUGUACAUUAAAGAACUUAACACGUGGAGUAAAACAA
Dicentrarchus labrax (European seabass) is the source of this 1483-nucleotide messenger RNA. It is a transcript of the gene sult3st1, whose product is annotated as sulfotransferase family 3, cytosolic sulfotransferase 1. Gene Ontology annotation, cellular component: cytoplasm. The record is from RefSeq and is a predicted model, not a curated record. Gene Ontology annotation, biological process: sulfation. The transcript has 6 exons. Bases 82 to 930 code for a protein of 282 amino acids. Gene Ontology annotation, molecular function: sulfotransferase activity. NCBI's taxonomy places the organism in Eukaryota, Metazoa, Chordata, Actinopteri, Moronidae.